AUGGAAUCUCAAUCCCAACAACUCCAUGUUAUUUUUCUACCACAUCUAACUCCUGGUCAUAUGAACCCUGUGGUUGACACAGCAAGGCUAUUUGCAAAACAUGGUGUUAAUGUUACCAUUAUCACCACACAUGCAAAUGCCUUGUUAUUCAAGAAAGCCGUAGACCGCGACUUGUUAUCUGGAUAUUCUAUCAGAACUUGUGAAAUUCAGUUCCCUUCAUCCCAAGUUGGUCUCCCAGAUGGAGUUGAAAACAUCAAAGAUGCUACUUCUCAUGAAAUGCUUGGCAAAAUAAUUCUUGGAAUUGCAAUGCUUCAAAGUCAAAUAGAGCUUAUGUUCCAUGAUCUGCAACCAGAUUGUAUAGUCUCGGAUAUGUUAUAUCCUUGGACGGUUGAAUCGGCAGCAGAAUUAGGCAUCCCAAGGCUUUACUAUUAUAGCUCAAGCUACUUCUCAAGCUGUGCAGCUCAUUUUAUCAAGAAGCAUAAGCCUUAUGAGAAUUUAGUUUCUGAUACCCAAGUUUUUUCUAUUCCUGGUCUUCCACAUAACAUUGAGAUUACUUCUUUACAACUACAAGAAUCGGUGAGGACCAAAAAUGAAUACUCAGAUUAUUUUGAUGCAGUGUAUGAAUCAGAAGGAAGAAGCUAUGGAACACUAUACAAUAGCUUUCAUGAACUUGAAGAUGAUUAUGAGCAACUUUAUAAGAGCACAAUGAGGACCAAAGCAUGGAGUGUAGGACCAGUUUCAACAUCUGUUAACAAGGGACACAAUGAAGACCUCUCAAUAGAGCCAAAAUUGAUUAAUUGGCUUAAUUCAAAGGCAAAUGAUUCUGUGUUGUAUGUAAGUUUUGGAAGCUUGACAAGGCUUUGUUAUGCUCAAAUUGUUGAAAUAGCUCAUGGACUUGAAAAUUCAGGUCAUAAUUUCAUCUGGGUUGUGAGGAAAAAAGAUGGAGACGAAGACAAAGACGGGUUUCUUCAAGGUUUUGAGGAAAGGAUGAAGGAAAACCAGAAGGGCUACAUCAUAUGGAAUUGGGCACCACAGCUUCUGAUAUUGGAUCACCCUGCAACAGGAGGGAUUGUAACUCACUGUGGUUGGAACUCAAUUCUUGAAAGCUUGAGUGUUGGUUUGCCAAUGAUCACAUGGCCAAUGUUUGCUGAGCAGUUUUACAAUGAGAAGUUGCUUGUUGAUGUUUUAAAGAUAGGAGUUUGUGUUGGAUCAAAAGUGAACAAGUUUUGGUCAAGUGUAGGUGAAGAUGCAUUGGUGAGAAGAGAAGAGAUUGCGAAGGUUGUGACAAUAUUGAUGGGAAGAGAAGAUGAGAGUGGAGAAAUGAGAAAGAGGGUAAGAAAUUUUUGUGAUGCUGCAAAGAAGAGUAUAGAGAAGGGUGGAUCCUCUUACAAUAAUUUGAUGCAGUUAAUAGGUGAGUUAAAAUCAUUGAAGACAUCAAGAGAGCUUGAAAAACAGUGA
Messenger RNA from Lathyrus oleraceus (garden pea), 1458 nucleotides. RefSeq names its product soyasapogenol B glucuronide galactosyltransferase. Gene Ontology annotation, molecular function: UDP-glucosyltransferase activity. The record is from RefSeq and is a predicted model, not a curated record. NCBI's taxonomy places the organism in Eukaryota, Viridiplantae, Streptophyta, Magnoliopsida, Fabales, Fabaceae. Bases 1 to 1458 code for a protein of 485 amino acids. The transcript has a single exon.